Messenger RNA from Nicotiana tabacum (common tobacco), 656 nucleotides. RefSeq names its product calcium-binding protein KRP1-like. The record is from RefSeq and is a predicted model, not a curated record. Lineage: Eukaryota; Viridiplantae; Streptophyta; Magnoliopsida; Solanales; Solanaceae. Gene Ontology annotation, molecular function: calcium ion binding.
AAUCAAGAAUCAUCAAUCAAUAAUCUCCCUCUUCCUACGAAAAAAGAGAGUUUUUUUAUUUUAAGAAAAUAAUGGCUGGUACAAAAACCAAUGAUUUUCAAGAUAUGUUACCAAUGAUGGCAAAUAAGCUAGGUGGGGAUGGUUUAAUAAGAGAGUUAUGUAAUGGGUUUCAGCUAUUAAUGGAUAGAGAAAAAGGGGUUAUUACUUUUGAGAGUUUGAAGAAAAACUCAGCAAUUCUUGGGCUACAAAAUUUAAGAGAUGAUGAGCUGCUGAGUAUGUUAAGAGAAGGUGAUUUGAACGGGGAUGGUGUUCUUGAUCAGAUGGAAUUUUGUGUGCUUAUGUUCAGAUUGAGUCCUGAAUUAAUGGAAGAAUCUGAAGAUUUGCUUGAAUUAGCUUUGCAACAGGAAUUCAAGACUAAUCCAACAAGGUGAUUUGAUAUCUGAUGUUCCAUUUGAGACUCGAAAGGGACAUCAUUUGAAGCUUCAUUUGUGUAACUUACUUUUUCUUUCUUUGAUUCUUAUAUGUCUUGUUUAUGCUGAAUUUUGGAAAGGAAAAUGUUAUUGAAAAGCUGGAAACAAGAAUUGGGUUUCUGAUUUCUGACCCGAAUAUACAAAUUCUUUGUAAUUUCAUUUGGAAUUUUCUGCUUCAGGUUUCAA